Suillus discolor is the source of this 549-nucleotide messenger RNA. RefSeq lists its product as uncharacterized. The record is from RefSeq and is a predicted model, not a curated record. Lineage: Eukaryota; Fungi; Basidiomycota; Agaricomycetes; Boletales; Suillaceae. The transcript has a single exon. The annotation marks the transcript as partial.
AUGUUAGAAAAGUCUGGUAUCACGUUUCAAGAUUCGAAGGCCAUCACCAUCAAUCUAUGUCCCGAGUGUCAGUCUUCUUUGUCCAAAAAUAAGAUGCCCCAGUUGGCUUUGGCAAAUCAGUUGUAUCGGGGCAGCCUUCCUGACCGCUUUAGUGACUUGACGUGGGUUGAGGAAAAAGUAUGUGCUUUGUAUUCAAUUACUGCGCAUGUCACUCGGCUCUUUCAAUCAUCUGAUCCCACCCAACCCAGAGUAUUCCAUGGUAACACAUGUGCACAUGAGAUGAACACCGUGUCUACUGCAUCUGUUCUACCUCGGACGCCUUCUGAUGUAAACGGCUUCCUGAGUGUGAUAUUUAUUGGCCCAGAACCGUUUGAUCCUAUGCGUUUUGCUUCUUUCUUCCGUGUCCGCAAGCAUAAGAUAUGGAGUUUCCUUGUUUGGCUCAAGCACAACAACGCUCUUUAUGCCAGCGUUCCGUUGGAUGCGUCAAUAAUGGAUUUGUAUCCCACCGACGGCCCCAUUCCCGGUCUGAGUGAUCGUGUUGUUCAAGAC